This is a messenger RNA of Magallana angulata, 1306 nucleotides long. RefSeq lists its product as uncharacterized. The transcript has 4 exons. The record is from RefSeq and is a predicted model, not a curated record. NCBI's taxonomy places the organism in Eukaryota, Metazoa, Mollusca, Bivalvia, Ostreida, Ostreidae. The coding region runs from base 25 to 807 and encodes 260 amino acids.
UUGCUAAAUAUAAAGACAAGAGUCAUGAAUUCUCUAAGUUCAGCAGUAUCUGUGAUUCUUCUUGUGCUAAUGACAAAAGUCUGCAUAAUAAGGGGAUCGUGUUCGAACCGCCAAACAUCAGACUGCUGUAAUACUGGAUAUUUUUAUGACUUGGUGUCCAGGAAAUGUAUGAAUUGUCCAAACGGUUUCACUGGAGAAAAUUGUUCCUUUAAAUGUCGUUAUCCGAGUUAUGGAUACCGCUGUCAGUCUGCCUGCACCUGCUCAGAGGAAAACUGCGAUGCGUCGACAGGAUGUAUCUUGAAUACUCAAAGGAUUCCAAAGAAAAACGGCUUGAUUUUAAAUGCGCUCUCAACGACAGGCGGAUCCUUGGUGUAUGCAUCUGGUCAAGAAACGGUAUCGGUCUCAGUAUCAAAACAAAUAAAUCUAGACACAAAGAGAUCCCCGGAUGUGGUGGCAACACCUGUCCUGGUGACUACCGUUGUGGUACUUCUUGCCGUCUUAGCCGCCAUUGUCUCAAGAUACACUUGGAGGAAGUACGUUGCCAGGAGAGAAGCAGAGAACAGAGGAGAAAACCCUGUAAAAGACUUUGAAGAGUUUCUAAACAGAAAACCCAGUCACUCAGACGAGACGAACGAAAAUCUGUAUGACGAACUGGAUGAGAAAAAAAUGGAUGCUGCAAAGGAAAAGAAUGAGAAGGGACCUAAAACUCUGGACAAAACAUUGCAAAAUGACUACAUUGAUUCUCUGGCGUUAAAAAAGAGACAAUCUGAUCGGGAGUCCAAACACUUCUAUGAUCCUCUGAAAUAGACAGCAAAUCUACGGCGGAACUGAAUACUAGUACGCCUUUUUGAGGCAAUGUGCGUGUUUGAGAGAGAGAGAGAGAGAGAGAGAGAGAGAGAGAGAGAGAGAGAGAGAGAGAGAACAAGCGAUUAGCUAUAUCAUGCUGUUUCAAAUCAAAUAUUCAAUAUAUGUUUGUAUAUUCUAUCCAUUGACUAUUUACAAAAAGUAUCAUGUGUCACCCAAGGUCAAGAUCAAAUAAAUGCUGAACAAUCAGAAUUGGGUUGGGGGGGGGGGGGGUCCCGAUGUUUGAACUAUCCCCCCUUUCAUGGGACAUAUGAAUUUUAAAAAAAACUUUUCAUGAUUAUUUAAAUCUGUUUUAUUAAUGCUAUAAUUAUCUCAAAUAAAUGCUUUAAAAUUCCUUAUUUAAAAGUUCCGUUUACAACGGAGCGUAAUUUAUUUCUUAUGAACCUGUACAGGUAUCGAGGUAAUGGUCUAACAAUAGUCUAAUCCGAGGAUUUACAUAGAA